CGUGGACUUUACCACCACCGCACGGCAGAGAGAGGAAAGCCAGAGGGACUGUAUUGUUAAAGGCUAGUAGGUAGCUAGCUCUGCACAGCGGCUCGUGUUUGUGUAUACAUAUUGUGGACCGCAGGCUAUAUGGCUGCAAAUUACGAGCCUAUUUAUGGACUUUCAGAAGACGAGCAUGACACACGUGUGCUGCGGGUUAAAGUCAUCGCAGGAAUUGAUCUGGCAAAAAAAGACAUCAUUGGUGCCAGUGAUCCUUAUGUCAAGCUUUCCCUCUAUGUUGCUGAUGAAAACCGAGAGCUCGCCUUAGUCCAGACAAAAACCAUUAAAAAGACCCUCAAUCCUAAAUGGAAUGAAGAAUUCUACUUCAGAGUGUGUCCACAGAACCACAGGCUGCUCUUUGAGGUGUUUGAUGAAAACAGAUUGGCUACUUCCAAGAAUGGGCUUUUUCACCUCGGACAGACAAGAGAUGAUUUCCUCGGGCAAGUCGACGUUCCUCUCAAUUAUCUGCCGACGGAGGACCCGGCCAUGGAGCGUCCAUACACAUUUAAAGACUUUCUGUUGCGGCCAAGAAGCCACAAGUCCAGGGUGAAGGGCUACUUGCGUCUGAAGAUGGCCUAUUUGCCCAAACAAGGAGGACAAGAGGAGGAGGCUGGAGAGAUGAGGGAGGAGGCUGAGGGUUGGGAUGAGUCUGUGGAUUCAGGCUCCCAGCGGCCUCAGCAGCUGCUGCCUUCUUUACCUCCAGGCUGGGAGGAAAAGGUGGACAACCUGGGACGCACCUACUACGUCAAUCACAACAAUCGCUCUACACAGUGGAAACGGCCUUCCAACACGGACGUGAUCUCAGAAAUUGAGAGCGACAAUCAGCAGCGACAAAUCCACCAAGAAGCACACCGUGUUUUCCGAGCCAGGCGCCACAUCAGUGAAGACCUGGAAAAUGAACGCCUGGAUUCCAGGGAGAUGGACAAUUCCUGGGAGCUCAUCACAGAAGAGGAUCCCAACGACAGCCUGGCCCAGUCUCUGCCUGGUCCCUCCUCCGCGUUGACCCCACAGCACUCGCCGACACCUGUUACUCAGGAGUUCUCUGAAGAUCUCAAUCUCCGGCUGUCACUCACUCCUGCCACCAACGGUGAAGUGCCAGGGCCCAGCACCUCUCUGAGCCAGCUGUCAAACAGACUCCGUUCCUCCAGUAUGACAGAUGGCGUCAGCGAUCAGACCCAGGCUCCUCCUUUAACGCAGAGUUCCCAGACCAGAAGAACCAGAGCUCAAACAGUCUCAGGUGGUGAGGAGACCAUGUCUCCCUCGGCAGCUCCUUACACCUUGACCACCCCCGGCCUGCCCCCUGGAUGGGAGGAGAGGAAGGACGCCAAGGGGAGAACUUAUUACGUCAACCAUAACAACCGCACCACUACUUGGACUAGGCCAAUUGUGCAGCUGACCGAAGACGGAGCCAGCACCUCAGCAGCAGCAGCAACAACUUCAGGAGGAGCCUCGGCACUGGCAUCUGCUUUCACCCCCUCCUCCUCCUCCUCCAAUGCUCCCAGCAACCACCUCCAGGAGCCCCAAGUCCGACGACCUCGUAGCCUCAGCUCCCCCACCGUCACCCUUUCCACCCCUUUGGAGGGUGCCAACAACAUCCAGGUGAGAAGGGCUGUGAAAGACACACUCUCCAAUCCUCAGUCCCCUCAACCGUCCCCCUACAGUUCCCCCAAAUCUCAACACAAGACACAGCAGAGCUUCUUGCCCCCAGGCUGGGAGAUGAGAAUAGCUCCGAACGGACGGCCGUUCUUCAUCGACCACAACAGCAGAACCACCACCUGGGAGGAUCCCAGGUUGAAGUAUCCGGUCCAUAUGAGGAAUAAAAACUCCAUGGAGCCUGGUGACCUUGGUCCUCUUCCUCCUGGAUGGGAAGAAAGGGUUCACACAGAUGGACGCACCUUUUACAUAGAUCACAAUACAAAGACCACACAGUGGGAGGACCCCCGUUUACAGAGUCCAGCUAUCACGGGACCUGCUGUUCCAUACUCCAGAGAAUUCAAACAGAAGUAUGACUACUUCAGGAAAAAAUUAAAGAAACCAGCUGACAUCCCCAACCGAUUUGAGAUGAAGCUCCACAGGAACAACAUCUUCGAAGAGUCGUAUCGUCGAAUCAUGUCGCUGAAGAGACCGGACGUCCUGAAGGCGCGGCUGUGGAUUGAGUUUGAAUCUGAAAAAGGAUUGGAUUACGGCGGCGUGGCCCGAGAGUGGUUCUUCCUUUUAUCUAAGGAGAUGUUUAAUCCAUACUACGGCCUGUUCGAGUACUCCGCUACGGAUAAUUACACUCUCCAAAUCAAUCCUAACUCCGGCCUCUGCAACGAAGAUCACCUCUCCUAUUUUAAGUUCAUUGGUCGUGUGGCGGGAAUGGCCGUGUUUCAUGGAAAGCUGUUGGAUGGUUUUUUCAUUCGACCGUUUUACAAGAUGAUGCUGGGAAAACAGAUUUCUCUCAAAGACAUGGAGUCUGUGGACAGUGAAUACUACAACUCACUAAAGUGGAUUCUGGAAAAUGAUCCCACUGAGCUUGACUUGAGGUUUUGCAUUGAUGAGGACAACUUUGGACAGACGUAUCAGGUGGACCUGAAGCCCAGCGGCUCAGACAUGGUGGUCACCAACGACAACAAAAAGGAGUACAUAGACUUGGUCAUCCAGUGGCGAUUUGUCAACCGGGUUCAGAAGCAGAUGAAUGCGUUCUUAGAGGGCUUCACUGAACUCAUUCCUAUUGAUCUGAUCAAGAUUUUUGAUGAAAACGAACUGGAGCUGCUCAUGUGUGGUCUCGGUGACGUGGACGUCAACGACUGGAGGCAACACACUGUUUACAAGAACGGCUACUGUCCCAACCAUCCAGUUAUACAGUGGUUCUGGAAGGUUGUGCUGCUGAUGGAUGCUGAGAAGAGAAUCCGUCUCCUUCAGUUUGUUACAGGGACGUCACGAGUGCCCAUGAAUGGCUUUGCUGAGCUCUACGGUUCUAACGGUCCUCAGCUGUUUACGAUCGAGCAGUGGGGGACGCCAGACAAAUUACCAAGAGCUCACACAUGUUUCAACCGCUUGGAUUUGCCCAGCUACGAAUCAUUCGAGGACCUGAGAGAGAAACUCCUCAUGGCUGUAGAGAACGCUCAAGGCUUCGAGGGGGUCGACUAAAACUUUUGACUGAACACGGCAACAAAUAAAGCAAAAGUUAAAAACCAACAGGGACAUCAAACCAGCUGCUGUAGCAGUUCUGUGCGAGCAUGUUGUACUGUAAUGCCUGACUAUGAGCCACCUCCAUGGCGCAGGGGUUUCUGACUGUACAUUGACUUGUCGAGCCAAUAUGCCUGCGUGUUUGUAUCUUUUCAAUGUGUGUGUGUGUGUGUGUGUGUGUGUGUGUGUGUGUGUGUGUGUGUGUGUGUGUGUGUGUGUGUGUUGGGUGGGGGAGGGUGUCACUCCGUAGAGAUGCAAGGGGAAGAAAAAGGAACGUCGUUCUGUUUCAAUGCAGAAAUCUCUCAUCCACAGACGUGAUGGAUAAACGACUGCAGCUGGCCCCUGAUUCGGUGUUUCUUCCCCUCUUUCCUUGGCCCUGAGAGAAAUCUGCUGUGCUGGAAAAUACAGAUGCAUUUCUACAGCUUCUUUUAUUUACACUGUAGCACAGUAAUCAAGCACCCUUCGGCAGACGGGGGACUUAGCUUGGCCUUAAUCUGGCUCUGACAUGCACUAUUUCUCCAAGAAACUGCAACAGCACUAUGAUCACAACUCGUUUUUUUUUUCUCAAAUAUUUAGCCCAACACCAGAUUACCUUAGGAAUGCUAGCCAACCACAUUUCAGGAAAUCAGACACACGCAACCCUCCGUAAAGCCUUGUCUGUGCCGUAUUAUCAGAUAUUGCUGCAGCAACCUUUGUAGACUUGAGUUUCGUUUUUUUUUUCGUGGUGGGGAAUUUAAAAACGAGGCUUGAGAGGAUCUCAUAAUAUGACUUUUUUACACUAAUUUGUAUAAUUCUAACUUCAAACAGAUUUCCUUUAAAUAAUAAUUUCUUUAACUCUGACAGAUAAAUACUCUUGUGUAUUUGUACUGAUGAGCUAUGUUCUUUACUGUUUCAACGACUGGACAUGACAUGUGAAGUUUAAAUCUGGUUUAGUCUGAGAAAUGAUUGUCAUUUGUUACAGUGAUAGCAAAUGUGGUAAAGUUUUUUUUAUUGUAGUGCUUUUGAAAGCAGCAUGAAGUUGUAACGUGUUUGCUUUGACUACAUACUAAUUUGGAAGUCGGUCUUGAGGCCAUGAAGGGAAAACCAUGGGUAGUUGCUCUGAAUGCAUUAUUAUUAUUAUUAUUGUUAUUAUUAUUAUUAUUAUAUUAUCAUGCCUGUUGCUGUUCAUAAUGCUGUAAAUUGUUCUUGGAAAACAAAAACAUUUUAAGUUCUGUCAUAAAAUAUAAAUACAUGUACGUAUUACAUUUAACAGAAGUAUUACUGAUCAACACUAAAAUGAAGCUGUGUAUGAGUGAAUGCUGGAGUGAAAAGCUGUGAUUACCGCUGAACAUAAAGCAGCAUGUUUCCUACUAAGAAAAAAUGUCUUCUUUUUUUAUGUUCUUCCUCCUUUUUCUAACACUAUUGAACCUGAAGGGCACUUUAUAGAUCACUUUGAGCUUAUGUCGCCUGAUGUCUCGUCAUUUAUUGAAUGUUCUUUCCUUUCCAUUCAGAGCACUUACCUGGUGCAAUAUAAACAGUCUGUAAACCUAAGCUGCUACUAUAGUAGACAAGUGAUGCUGAGUCUUUAUAUCCUUAUUUUUCAUUUCUCCGUUUUGUCUUUUUGACCUCUUUGUAUUUUCCUCCCUCAUGUUUCUUCCUUGGUAUCACCACUCUGACUGACUUUGUACAGAUGAUUUUUUAGCAGGUUUUAGUUUCAACCAAUGAGAAGAAAUAAUUUUUGUUAAUGAUUCCACUACUUUCUGCAACUCUGUGGUUCAUUUAAUUUUAGUCAAAUAAAAUAAACUUCCUAGGC
Austrofundulus limnaeus is the source of this 5002-nucleotide messenger RNA. It is a transcript of the gene nedd4l, whose product is annotated as NEDD4 like E3 ubiquitin protein ligase. Gene Ontology annotation, molecular function: protein binding; ubiquitin protein ligase activity; sodium channel inhibitor activity. Gene Ontology annotation, cellular component: cytoplasm. Gene Ontology annotation, biological process: regulation of dendrite morphogenesis; ubiquitin-dependent protein catabolic process; protein ubiquitination. The record is from RefSeq and is a predicted model, not a curated record. NCBI's taxonomy places the organism in Eukaryota, Metazoa, Chordata, Actinopteri, Cyprinodontiformes, Rivulidae.